This is a messenger RNA of Spirodela intermedia, 618 nucleotides long. Lineage: Eukaryota; Viridiplantae; Streptophyta; Magnoliopsida; Alismatales; Araceae. The record is from the annotation of a GenBank genome assembly.
AUGGCGAAUGCAGAGAGACUGAUGAAUCGGAUCGUGGACCUCAAGUUCGCCUCGAAGAGCCUGCAGUGCCAGGCGCGAAGGUGUGAGAAGGAGGAGAAGUCGGAGAAGGUGAAGCUUAAGAAGGCAAUGGAGAUAGGAAACAUGGACGGCGCCCGGAUCUGCGCCGAGAAUGCCAUCCGGAAGCGCAGCGAGCAGAUGAGCUACCUCCGGCUCGCCUCCCGCCUCGACGCCGUCGUCGCACGGCUCGACACCCAGGGCAAGAUGCAGAGCGUGGGGAAGUCCAUGGCCUCCAUUGUCAAGGUACUCGACUCCUCCCUGGCCACCGGGAACCUGCAGAAGAUCUCGGAGACGAUGGACAAGUUCGAGAGGCAGUUCGUCGACAUGGAGGUGCAAGCAGGUUUCAUGGAGAGCUCCAUGGCGGGAUCCACCAGCCUCUCCACCCCCGAGGGUGAGGUCACCAAUCUGAUGCAUCAGGUUGCCGACAAUUGCGGCCUCGAGGUCGCCAUUGGUCUGCCGCAGACGGCCGUCCAUGCUGUUCCAUCCUUGGUGGAGGAGAAGGCGGAAGUGGACGAGGACGACCUCUCCAGACGCCUUGCCGAGCUUAAGGCCCGGGGCUAA